AUGGAAAAUGGAACAGACAGCGUGGGUGCCCCUGCCCUUAGUACUUACACCCCAGAAGAGAUGGUACAACAGAUGAAAGAACUAAUCACUGAGAACAAUGAGUUAAAAGAAGCCAUGAAGUUGCAUAACCAAGCUAUGAAGGACCGAUAUGAGGAACUUUCCAUCUGGCGAAAGAAGCAGAAAGAAGAACGAGAAUUUUACGAGUUAAGGUUUAAAGAGGCUAAGCAGUGCUUGCUAGCCAAGUGCAUUGAAAAUGAACAGCUACAGCAACAACUUCAGAGCUUAAAGGAAAAAGAAGAAGGAGCUGAAAUGGAGGGCUCCAUGGCUCCCGAGAAGGAAGCGAGGCAGCUGAAAUCUCAGGUGCAGCGGCUCCAGGCUGAGAAGGCAGAUCUGCUAGCCAUCAUUUCAGAACUGCAGGUCAAGCUGAACAUCUCAACAGACGAUUCCUUUGUGGAGAUUGGGAUGAAUGAAGGCGAAGUAAAUAGAACUGCAAAGGAACAGCAAGAGAAUAGUGGUGAAAUGGCCAGUAACAUUGCUACCUACAUGAACAAACCUGUGGAUGAAUCUAAGAAUUUGGAGUCUGAAGAGCUAACUGUGAGCCAGCUGCUCUGCUGCCUUAGAAAUGAAACUCAGAAGAGGGAAAAACUGGAGAAGGAGCUGCAGGAUCACAAAGAGAGACUGUCAGAGUUGGAGAAGGAAGCCAGCAACUGCCUGGAGAGUGGGACACAAACUGAACACGAAGAAGAGGAGAGUUCCGAGGCUGUUGGCAGUGAAGUGGAAACCCUGAAUUUGCAAGUUUGUGCUCUCUUUAAAGAGCUUCAGGAAGCCCAUGAGAAGUUAAAAGAAGCAGAACUGAUUCAGAAGAGGCUUCAAGAAAAGUGCCAAGUACUGGAAAGAAAAAGCUUGGCUGCUGCAUCAGAAUUGGAGGAGAAGCAGCAGCUAAUAUACACCAUCAAGAAACUGGAACUUCAGGUGGAGAGCAUGCAGGCAGAAGUGAAGCUGGAACAAGCCAAGACACAUGAAGAAAAGGCAAGAUAUAGCAGCUUACAGGAUGCAUAUAGCAAACUCCUUCCUGAACUCACUGAGGCAAUGAAAACAAUCAGUGAAAUGAAACUCAAAGAGCUGGACAGAGUGGAUAAAGUUGUGGUGGAACAACUGAAUGCAAAGGUGGAGUUGGCAGAACAAGCCCUUGCUGCAAAGCAGCUCCAGAUAGAUGAAAUGAAGCAGAUAAUUGCUAAGCAAGAGGAGGACCUUGAAACCAUGGCUGUGCUCCGUGCUCAGAUGGAGGUUUAUUGUUCUGAUUUCCAUGCUGAGAGGGCAGCAAGAGAGAAGAUCCAUGAGGAGAAGGAGCAGUUGGCUGUCCAGCUGGCAUACCUGCUAAAAGAGCAGCAAAACCUUGAAGAUCUUGGCCGGAACUCUUUGGCGGAGAUGCAGAAUCGCCACGGAGCCAGGGCACCAGAGCGAGAACACUCACCUCACCUUGUCCAAAGAGGAACUGGUAGUCAAGACUGGCCAGAGCAGCGGAAUAUCUCAAUGUAUUCAUGUCCCAAAUGUGAAGAAAUUCUGCCUGAUUUGGACACACUGCAGAUUCACGUUAUGGACUGCAUUAAUUGAGUGAUGCCCUCCAAUUCUUCAUCUUCUGGAAUUUCACGUGCCAAACACGUGGUUUGGGUUUUUCUCCUGCUCAAAUAACACUCAACUUUACAUCCUGUGAGGAGGUUUUCAGGGUUUUUUCUCAUUAAAUCAAUGGGAAAAGGGUAAAACUCCUACCCUGCCCUAUACUCACUAAUCUUGUUUUAAUCUGCUUUAGGAAAAGAAUUUUUAUAGGUUAACAACAUGGAUGCAUUAAAGAACUCCCAGUGUGUCCGCUGCUAUGAAAUCUUUAAGGAACAUUCCCCUGAUAUGCUCUGCCCUUAUGGCGAGCCCACAGAACGGGGCUGAAUC
Messenger RNA from Cariama cristata (Red-legged seriema), 1944 nucleotides. It is a transcript of the gene OPTN, whose product is annotated as optineurin. The record is from RefSeq and is a predicted model, not a curated record. The transcript is spliced from 13 exons. Gene Ontology annotation, molecular function: K63-linked polyubiquitin modification-dependent protein binding. The coding region runs from base 1 to 1614 and encodes 537 amino acids. Gene Ontology annotation, cellular component: cytoplasm; nucleus; Golgi apparatus. Gene Ontology annotation, biological process: protein localization to Golgi apparatus; Golgi ribbon formation; regulation of canonical NF-kappaB signal transduction. NCBI's taxonomy places the organism in Eukaryota, Metazoa, Chordata, Aves, Cariamiformes, Cariamidae.